AUGCUCUCUCUCUCUCUCUCUCUCUCUCUCUUGUCUAUGGCUUUCUUGAUCUUUUAUUAUUCUAAGUUAAAAAAGCAAUUUGGUGCCAGUAGCUUGCCACCAUUUCCUCCCAAACGUCUACUGGCUUUGUCACAAGCACAACUGGAUGAAAGACGAACAAAUUUGGAACGUUAUAUACAGAUGGUUAGCCAGGAUACUGGCAUUGCAGCUUGUGACAAUUUCAACAGUUUCCUUCUUAAUGCCCAGCAGGAAAGUAUGCAACAAAUAUCCGAACCGGUGAUUCUGGAUAUCUUUUUAAUGAAUGGACACAAAAUCUCGGUGAAUAUUACGUCAACGGAUCAAACGGAAGAUGUGUUAGAAGCUGUUGCUUCACAGAUUGAAAUACCUGAAGAGCAUGUUUAUUAUUUUGGUAUCUACUUAGUUAAAAAGGAAGAUGAUGGUGACAAUUGUAUUGUACGCAAGUUGCAAGAUUUUGAAUCCCCUUAUAUUUCUCUAAAAGCUGCAAAAGGACCCCAUCGAAUUGUGCUACGUAAAAGUUACUGGGAUUCCUCUUUUGAUGAUGAUUUGUUAAAUAACAGAGUGACUAUGAAUUUGUUAUAUGUACAGGCUGUGAAUGAUGUCGAGCGACAAUGGGUACUGGCCACCAAAGAUCAGUUUAUGCAGCUGACUGCUCUGCAACAAAAAGGAUCCAAAAGAGACUACAUAAGGUUAGUGCGGACAUUGAAAUUUUAUGGUUAUAUUCACUUUCGGCCCUGCAUAACUGACUAUCCAGAACCAAAUACUCUGGUGUUGUUGGCUGUUGGAAACAAGGAACUGAACUUCCGGAUUCAGACGGGCAAGGACCAAUACAAAGAAGGUUCCUUUAAAAUCACCAGAAUGCGAUGCUGGAGGAUAACAACCAUAUAUCCGGACAGAGACAACAAUUCUAAUAAAGACAACAAGCCACAACUGGAAAUUUCAUUUGAAUAUCUUCUUUCUAAAGACAAAUUGCAAUGGAUCAACAUUAAAAGCGGUCAGGCAAUUUUAGUGAGCAUGUGUUUACAGGCCAUGGUCGAUGAAUUAAUUAUGAAGAAAGAAGGAAAGAAAAUCAAAAGGCCUUGUGACCGAAUCCGUUGUUCCCGAGGAUACUAUUUGAACCGUGACAGUAAAUCUCCAAUUAUCAAUUCCAAUCAAAAUAUGAGCCACAGUAACAGUGAGAAUGAAGACCAGAGUGCCAUUGACAAAGCUGUGGAUUCCGUAAAAAAAGAAAUUUAA
Acanthosepion pharaonis is the source of this 1254-nucleotide messenger RNA. The record is from the annotation of a GenBank genome assembly. NCBI's taxonomy places the organism in Eukaryota, Metazoa, Mollusca, Cephalopoda, Sepiida, Sepiidae.